Messenger RNA from Aspergillus saccharolyticus JOP 1030-1, 624 nucleotides. RefSeq lists its product as uncharacterized. The record is from RefSeq and is a predicted model, not a curated record. The transcript is spliced from 5 exons. Bases 1 to 624 code for a protein of 207 amino acids. Lineage: Eukaryota; Fungi; Ascomycota; Eurotiomycetes; Eurotiales; Aspergillaceae.
AUGAGCAACACCAUCCUCUGCGUCCAUCCUCUGCGUCCAUCCUCUUCGUCCAUCCUCUAUCAUCCCACAAAGAAGCUCCCAAUGGAGAUCCUCGAUCGAAUCAUCUUCUUCGCAGUGAAGCCCACCAACGGCAGCGACGAAUGGUGGCAAGAGCCUGCUGGCAUCGACGAAACCAUCCUAACCAUCUCCGCCAUGCAAGAGCUACUCAGUCUCCGUCUCGUCAACCAGGCAUUCUGUCGCAGCGCCUCGGCGCUUCUUUUCCGCCAGGUGUAUGCCGUGAUUCCCGGCGACAAGGAGUCCCGUCUCACAGGGCGCCUUGAGAAGCUGCUGCACAGCCCCUAUGUCUCGCUUGUCCGCCGCAUCGACCUGGGGGAUCGCAUGGAUUGCUGCACGACAUCAGCUUGCUUCCAGAAACUCACCAACAGCUGGCCCGAGACGACCGUUCUAUCUCUCCUGCGGCGAUUCCCAGCUUUGCGGUCAUUGUCAUUCUACGAAGAUAAAGAACAACAAGACCAAACAGGCGGAAUACGACCAAGUCGCAUGGGUACAAAGACCCUUGGUGGUCGGGCGCUGGGAUCCGAUUAUCUCCGGAUGGCUACCGUACAAUCUUCUACCAGCGACUGA